AUGAAGAAACCUUUGAUGCGAAUACCCUACACUGGGCCCUUACCUCCUCCGACAAUCAUCCCUGGAUUUGCCAAUACUCCGACAGGUGCUAGACAUGCCUUGACCAGGUUUCUUUCUCCUCAGGUUUUGCCGAAUGCUCACCUUUCUUCCGUCGACAAAGCUUCUACAAAGACGGUGCUGCUUACAGGAGCUGGAAUAUCCGUCGCCUCCGGCUUAGCUGACUACCGUGGCACGGGAGGCACAUACACUUUGAAUAGAACAUAUAGACCCAUCUACUACAAUGAAUUCACCAGCAACCACGAAGCUCGGAAACGUUAUUGGGCAAGAAGUUUUCUGGGAUGGACCAAUCUGCACAAAGCGAGGCCUAACGUCGCACAUAAUGCAGUGAAAGAUCUGGGCAAGCUGGGACUGGUUAGCAGCGUGAUUACGCAAAAGCUCCACGGUUAUCUACGUUCCUUGGUCUGCAUUCAUUGUCACAAUCAGCUUCCCAGGAGCGAUUUUCAGAAUUCGCUAUCCUCGUUGAAUCCGCAGUGGGCAACAUUUCUGGAAGAGAUGUUGGCAACUGGAGCGUUGAACUCGGAGAACCCUGGGGAGCGAAAGGCAAGAGGGCUUAAGAGUAACCCUGACGGAGACGUGGAUGUACCGAAUGCCCCAUACACAACCUUCAGGUAUCCUGCCUGCCCUACAUGUCUCGCAAGUCCCCCAGCCUUGGCGGACGGUACAAGAGCUUCGGUCGAGGUCGAUGAUGACGGCGCUUGGUCGCCUACCUCAAACGCUGGCGUCCUGAAGCCUGCCGUCGUUAUGUUUGGGGAGUCCAUUGCCUCAGAUAUCAGAACCGCAGCCGAGAGAGCCAUAGACAAAGCCAGCCGUCUUCUAGUCGUCGGAAGCAGUCUAGCCACCUAUUCAGCAUGGAGACUGGUAAAAAGGGCGAAGGAACGACAUUUGCCAAUAGGCAUCCUGAAUCUAGGAGGGGUCAGAGGAGAAGAAAGCUUUUACGCAGGUCUGGAAACAGCCAACGAGGGCGAAUUGGGAGUUCGAUGCAACGAAAGCGCAGAUCAAUUACUGCCUGAAGUCGUUGAUAAUCUACGCCACUACUAA
This is a messenger RNA of Letharia lupina, 1098 nucleotides long. RefSeq lists its product as uncharacterized. NCBI's taxonomy places the organism in Eukaryota, Fungi, Ascomycota, Lecanoromycetes, Lecanorales, Parmeliaceae. The record is from RefSeq and is a predicted model, not a curated record. The coding region runs from base 1 to 1098 and encodes 365 amino acids. Gene Ontology annotation, molecular function: NAD+ binding. The transcript is spliced from 2 exons.